This is a messenger RNA of Microbotryum saponariae, 1842 nucleotides long. The record is from the annotation of a GenBank genome assembly. NCBI's taxonomy places the organism in Eukaryota, Fungi, Basidiomycota, Microbotryomycetes, Microbotryales, Microbotryaceae.
AUGACUCCCGUCCGUCGCCCGAGCCAGUCGCCGUCCAUCAGCCUGCUGUUGAACGACCACGACGAAGGCCACGACACAGACUCAUCGCACGACCCAUCCUCGAGUUCGAAUCGACUGGACAAUUACUUCUCCGUCGAACCGACUGAACCGGGGUCUGGGUCCGACUCGCUGGACCCUGACGGACAGCAGCAGCAACACCCACCGCAUCCGCAGCACCAGGUCGAGUCGGCUGGUGGCCCUUCUCCACGCACGGAGGCCUACUCCCACCGCAAGAGGCCCAGAGUGGAUUCGUACGAUGCCAACCCGUCGGCGACAUUCGCGACGCACCACCCUUCUGGGCUCGGACAACGCUCGCAUACGCCGACCGCGAGCGGCGCAUCGAGCACAGCCGUCGCGCCGAUGCGACCGCCGAGCUCGACCCGCCCCGCUUCGUCCAUGACACCGACGACACCCCAUCUUUCCCGAUCCCCCUCCCUCACUUCCUCAUCCCAACUCUACGCCGCUCCAUCCCCACCACGGUCCAGAUCAGCUUCCAUCAGCUCGGCCACGUCCAACAGUCGACCGACCUCGUCCUCCGGUCUGGCCACAGCCCCAGCCUUUGGAACAAUAGCAGCACCCGCACCAAUCCCACCACCGGCCCCCGUUCCGAAACCCAAACCACCGCCGCCACCACCGCCACCACAGAACACGUUGGAACCGAGUAUCUUCAACGUCAAGCCGAUCGACGAGUUCACGCGGGAGGUCGCGGACUGGUUAUGGGGUUUCUGUCAGGGUUUGGAUUGGAAUGUCGUCGAGGUCAGUUCUCCUCCCAACGGAAGAUGGGGAAAGGGUUGUGACUAAAAUGCAUGACUUGGGUGACCAGAUUGAAGCCAAGGUGGGCCUACUGGUCGAUGUGAGGUACAAGAACCAGACCCGGUUCAGCUUGCCAACGCCGAUCGAGCACAGUCAGUCCGGGAGGGUCCAGCUCUAUCGGAGAAGGAUCAUUGUGCUGAUUGCAUGAGUUCUUCUUUGCAGUCAUCAUGGACGAUUCCAACACGCGCUUCGUCAGCAACAUGACCCUCGUCAGUCCCGAAAUCCCACCACCAAGUUGGCUCCAUGUUUGGCUAAAAAGCGACCAAGUCUCCCUUGCUGCAGAACCAACACAAAUCCUACAACGUCCUCCUCAACUCGCGCGUGGAAGAAUCCGCCUCCGAAGGUUGUCUCACCUCCCCCGUGCGAUACGUGCACACACGGGAAACGGACUCGUUCCACAACUCACCGCAUGGAGGAGGCGGAAAAGUCCGCGUGACGACACAGGGGAAGGGCCCGGAAGGGAAGGUGUUGAGGGUGGUGGAGAAGACGAGGUUGGCGGAUAUGAACAUCGCGAGUCCAAAGAGGUGCUUUGAUUGGAGGAUUUCGGUUAGUACCGAAUUGCCGGGUGAGUUCCUUCUUUCGCUUUUCCGAAAGAAAAAAAAAACCCCGACCUCGUUCGCUGAUCUACUUCCAUCCCGUCCAGCUACCCUCCCCCCCAAUUCCUCACCCAACGCCCACCUGACUCGCUUCAAAGACCGCAUGACUUAUACGCACCAAGGGUUCCAAAUCGACCUGACCCAAGUCUCGCAACCCAACAGGCCGAUCCUGCACGAAUUGGAAGUCGAGUUCGUCGAUGUGAAAAAGUUGUUGGUGGAGAAGGAGAAGGAGUUGGAAGGAGGGGAGAGUCGGUAUUUGGAUAUGGUGCAGGCGUUCUUGAAUAACAUUCGUGAGUUUGGGUUGUUGGGGUGGUGGGGGUGGGUUUUGGGUUUCGUUUGACUGACCUCGUUUUCUGCGACAGGGAUGUUGAUUCGGAACGCAGGCGAUCCUUGA